Peronospora matthiolae is the source of this 864-nucleotide messenger RNA. The record is from the annotation of a GenBank genome assembly. Lineage: Eukaryota; Oomycota; Peronosporomycetes; Peronosporales; Peronosporaceae.
AUGGCGUCGAAGGACGAAACGCUCGGGCAGACUAAACAGCGCCACAAACUCGAACUACGCACACUGCAAUGUGAUAUCAAGAUGUUCCAGAAGAAGGCAAAGAAGGACCGACUGAGUAAGAACGAAAUUGAGGUCCAGGUGAAGGCCAUGGAGAGUAUGAUGAAAGAUCGUCACGAGCUGGAGCUCCAAGCAUUUGAGACAAGGAUAGAAGACGCAGGGACUUCCACUUUACACUCGGACGAAGCUGCUAAGGCUGCAGAACUGUCGAAACAAGUCAAGGCUCAAGCUAAAGCUCAGCGUAAACGGGAAGCAAAACAACAGCAAGAACAGGAACGUCGUGAACGCAUCGAAGAAGAAAACAAAAACACGGUGAGUGAACGGCAGGUUGAGGCUGACCUGAUCCUGGCACAGUUGGCUCGACAUGGUCUCAAGAUCAAAGACAUUCCGUCCGACGGCCACUGUAUGUAUCACGCAGUAGCUGAUCAGAUGAAGCAGAAGAACCUGGCCAGUACUGAGGAGAUAGCACGCUUUGAGUAUCUCCGGAAACUCACGAGCGAGUACAUGCUCGCGCAUCCAGAUGACUUUUUGCCUUUUAUGGAGCUCGAAGAAAGUGUUGACGACGCAUUCACGACGUACUGUGAUCGAGUGGUGACUACAGCGGACUGGGGUGGACAACUGGAGCUUCGUGCGCUGGCAUGUGCUUUGCGGACGCCUAUUGAAAUUUUCUCUGCCGAGAGUGACGUGCUCGUGAUGGGUUCGGAAUUCGGUAAUGAAGACCAAGAAAGCACGCCGAAGCUGCAGUUGACGUAUCACCUACACUACUAUGCGCUCGGCAAGCAUUUCAACUCCGUUACUCCUAUCUAG